CCUGAGUAUGAAGUGAGGAACCGGCUGCUGUACUUCCUUUUCCUGUUCUCUGCUGGCCUUGGCCAUGAGGUUUUUUAUAUCACCUGCCUGCCAUGUAUACACUGGAACUUGGACCCCUUCCUCUGUCGACGCCUCGUUAACAUGUGGACUCUGGUCAUGUACAUUGGCCAAGUCAUGAAGGACGUGCUAAAGUUGCCCCGUCCAAGUUCCCCUCCAGUGGUUAAGCUGGAGAUGCGUGUUGAUGCGGAGUACGGGCUGCCCUCGACACACGCCAUGGCCGCUACCGCACUCUCCUUUACACUGUUACUGAGCGCCCCUUCCAGAAUCCAGUUCCAGUUCGAGAUGGGUCUACUGCUUGCUGUGACACUGUCGACGAUGGUGUGCUUGAGUCGUCUCUACACUGGCAUGCACUCAGUUUUGGAUGUCAUCUGUGGCGUUUUGAUCUCGGCACUCCUAAUGUUUCUCACUCACCCCUACUGGGAAACAUUUGACCAGUUUCAACUCACCAGCACCGUGUCACCAAUCCUUGCAUUGAUGCUGCCCCUGUUUCUAAGCUAUACCUACCCAGACCUGGACCAUUACAGCACCACACGAGGAGACACCACCACCAUCCUUGGAGUCGGGGCGGGCUGUUCUGUUGGAUAUUGGGUUAACAAACAGUUAGGAGAGACAUUUGAGCCCCAAGGAGUGCUGCCUGUGCCCUUACCCACGCUGACAUCAUAUACACUGGCUUGUGGCACUGCCCGCUUCCUCAUUGGCGUGGUAGCUUUAGUUGGCACCCGGCAGGUUAUGAAAGCAGCCAGCCUGCUUUUGUUGUAUUGGUGGUACAGAGUUCCAAAAUACAACCAGAGUGCCAAAAUGAGGAAAGAAAUUGAAGUGCCAAGUAAAUUUGCCACAUAUACAGCUGUUGGACUUGUUAAUUCUAUACUAGUCAAUAGGGUCUUCAUUGUACUGGGACUAUGAUUGAUAGAACAAAAAAAAACUGAGCCAACAUUUUUAAAAUUAGACUAUGCAAUGACAAAUGUACAGGGUGUACACCCUAUUUUUUGGUACAUUUACAGCCUCAAAUUUAAAUUAUUUUUAUUUUAAUUUUGCUUGCAGGGAUUAAAUUAAUUUUAAAAUGAAUUGAAAAUUGAUGUUUAAAAAACCAGACCAUACACAGAGGGCAUUUCACAGAGGCAGCAUAGAGACCAAAGGGAACCCUGGAGAAACUGCAAAGGUUUGUGUGCUCUGUCCAUCGGAAUAUUCCAGAGCAAAGCUUCAUGGAAGAGUGGCCAGAAGUAAGUCGUUACUUCCAGAUAAAAACAAAGCAUGUUUACAGUUAGCAAAAAGGCAGAGUACACUAAAAUUAAAAACUUGUGAUUGCUACAAAAAGGAUCAUGACCAGGAUCUAUCAUGUGUAGUUACUAGUUACGCAUUUUGACAGUUUUUUUUUCUAUUUGUUUGCCUCACCAAGAUCACACCACAAAAAAAAUUUGCCCUCAGAAGGCCAAGUGGCGUCAAUACUUUUGCAAGGUACUAUAGUGUACACCUGUGGUCACAGGUUUUUCACUUUACACUUGAAUGAGAAAGUCAAAACUUUUGACCAAUGGUGUAUAGUGAAUCAAUAUUUUUCAUUUUCAUUAAAAGCCUUUUCUCAAACGUCUGCAAUAUACUCACCAAUGUUCUUAUUAUCUGGUCUUUGCCUUUUUGGCAAAGCCAGAUAAUGUUUUUUGAAAAGCAUUCCUCUUCACGACAAUUUGCACCAACUUAGAUCAUGAUUGAACACUGCUGAUCUUUUGGUAGGAAAUGGGAGUUGAUUAUGUCCCUGUUACCAGAAAAUUUGGGAGGUUUCCACUGCAGUCAUUGGAAUAGAAAAUGCCAGGGCUUCCAAUUACAGGACCCACCUAAGUUCCCUUGUAACAGAACCAGAUCAACUGUUCAACUGUAAUGUUGUCUCAGGAGGGGUAUUUUUUACCAUGUUAUCCUUAAGGUUUAAACAGUCUUCUGUUGUCCUGUCAACAUUGAAGUACUACUAAGUACUAUAGUACAAUACUGGUGCACCUGUUGGACCUGUGCCAUCUUUUAAGGGGAGUGGGAAAAACAUCCAAAUCAUUCAAUAUUGAGAGUUUAUUAGCUUGCUUGUAGAAAGGAAUCUAGUACUCAGAACAAUGAAAAGUAAAUGUGCCUUGACACUUUUCGUCUAGUAUGGACCUGAGUCGUGUGUGAGUCGAGUCACACAGUUGGUCCUGGUUCGACUAGUUAUGAUUACCUGCUGAAAUGUCAUGAUGAGAUACAAAACAAAUUCAAGAAUGAUAGCGUGU
Messenger RNA from Corythoichthys intestinalis (scribbled pipefish), 2303 nucleotides. RefSeq names its product sphingosine-1-phosphate phosphatase 2 (gene sgpp2). Gene Ontology annotation, molecular function: sphingosine-1-phosphate phosphatase activity. Gene Ontology annotation, cellular component: endoplasmic reticulum membrane. The record is from RefSeq and is a predicted model, not a curated record. Gene Ontology annotation, biological process: sphingosine metabolic process. NCBI's taxonomy places the organism in Eukaryota, Metazoa, Chordata, Actinopteri, Syngnathiformes, Syngnathidae. The transcript has 4 exons. Bases 142 to 963 code for a protein of 273 amino acids.